AGGUGCCACCAGGACCCGCAAAAGUUGGAGGUUGCAGUGAAAAUUCCCCAGUCGUAGCAAAGAAUUAUGACGAGAACCUUGCUUUACUUUUUCCUUCUUGGAGCCGUACUCCUUUCUGCGUCGGACGCCUUCGUUGCACCACCCGUCCACAGCAGCAGGGCAUCAAGGGUUCAGCUCGUUCGCCAGCAGGCAGUAGUGGAAGCGUCCUCCCCCGAUGACUUCGAUAAGCUGGUAACGGGCGCUGGUGAAAAGCUCCUGAUCGUCGAUUACUCCACGACAUGGUGCGGACCCUGCAAGAUGAUGGCUCCGAAAUUUGAUGAGAUGUCCUCGCGCUUUGAUGCAGUUUUCGUGAAGGUAAUUGGUGACUCCACACCUGAAGCGGGACAGCUCCUCAAACGCGAGGGCGUGCGAUCGGUGCCGGCCUUUCACUUCUGGAAGAACGGAAAGCGUGUGGACUCCAUUUCUGGUGCGGACCCAGAACGGCUCGAGGACGUGAUCUCCCAAAAUAUAUAAAUUCGGCGUGGAAGGGAGCGAACUAGUAUAAAGGCCAUCGUGCCGUCAGCUAUUGAUGUUGUUUUGCCUUGCAUAGAUUUUGACCAGGAGUCAGGGAGAAAAUCGAUAUGGAUUGCGCGAGCACGUGCGUGUCGAAUAAUCUAUAAGAGCAGUCUACCGGAUGCAUCUUGAGGAUGUAGUCUACGACAGAUUAAAGUAGAGACGGCUAUCGCACCAUUCAAUAUGAAUCAUGAAUAGAAAUGUGAGCACACAAAGUCUCUCUCCGC
Nannochloropsis gaditana CCMP526 is the source of this 779-nucleotide messenger RNA. RefSeq names its product thioredoxin f. The record is from RefSeq and is a predicted model, not a curated record. The coding region runs from base 67 to 513 and encodes 148 amino acids. The transcript has 2 exons.